Microthlaspi erraticum is the source of this 423-nucleotide messenger RNA. The record is from the annotation of a GenBank genome assembly. NCBI's taxonomy places the organism in Eukaryota, Viridiplantae, Streptophyta, Magnoliopsida, Brassicales, Brassicaceae.
AUGUUGAAACAAUUACUUCAAGGGCAAGCUGAUGGUGUUGUGGAUACAAGCAAGAAGCUAGCUGAAAUCAACUCCAAGAUUGAGAAUCUCAACACAAGAGUGUACUCUCUGGAGAAUCAUGCUUCUUCUGCUGCUGCUGCUACAAAGCAAGGACAACUACCUGGUAAAGCCAUUCAGAACCCCAAGGAACAGUGCAAGGCUCCUGGAGUCCAGAUUGAUCAACCAGAAGUGCAUGCACCUAUUGUGGCCCUUCACACUUCACCAGUUGAGCUCGCACAACAAGCUCGAUCGGCAGCUCGAUCGAGUCGAACUCUAGCUCGAUCGAGUCCGACCUCAUCUGUCCCAAAGCCGAUCUUGCUUGAUCCUUACCAACCGGUUGACCUUCCUCGUCUCGCCUGCUUAGUCAAGGGCACAAGGAAGUGA